This is a messenger RNA of Hirsutella rhossiliensis, 231 nucleotides long. RefSeq lists its product as uncharacterized. The transcript has a single exon. The record is from RefSeq and is a predicted model, not a curated record. NCBI's taxonomy places the organism in Eukaryota, Fungi, Ascomycota, Sordariomycetes, Hypocreales, Ophiocordycipitaceae. Bases 1 to 231 code for a protein of 76 amino acids.
AUGCCGUCCACAAAAGCUGCACUGUCAAACCUCUUCCAUCCCUCCCGCCCCAGCACCUCGGCCGACGAGAAGCGCCAUCUCAUCGGCGAAACCAGCUCCGUCGCCUCGUGGCGCUCCUCCAGCCAAGACGACGCCCGCAGGCAAUCAUCCACGCCUAUGCGCCCGAAGCCCAACAAGGAGAAGAUAUCGGUCCCUACUCUCAUCAUGCCUCCGAUGCGCUUCUCCAACUAG